Dreissena polymorpha is the source of this 1968-nucleotide messenger RNA. RefSeq lists its product as uncharacterized. The record is from RefSeq and is a predicted model, not a curated record. Bases 1 to 1968 code for a protein of 655 amino acids. Lineage: Eukaryota; Metazoa; Mollusca; Bivalvia; Myida; Dreissenidae. The transcript is spliced from 4 exons.
AUGACAACAGAAGAAACGAUACUUUCCUCGGAGAAAAUGCAGACCACACAGUGCAUGACACAAACAAAGACAAAACAUGACGAAAACAAAAUGAAUGUUGUUACCAACCUAUCAAAAAAUACGUUAACUGAGGCUCAGAUGUCUCUGCUGUCGAAAGGAUUGAAGUUCAUACCGACUAGAAAAACAAUAGACAAAGGGAAAUUACUCACAGACUUGUCAGCGUGGGAACGCUGUAUGCGCUUAAGAGAAUAUUUCUAUGCAGAAGACGCAGAACAUAGAACCAGGGAAGAUGGGAACCUAUACAAAAAGAAGACCUCGACGUGGACUCCAAAGGCAGGCCGCGACAAAUGGCUGGACACAUAUAUAAUAGCGGUCAAAGACGACAUAAUUUGCGGUUUAAAACGAAAAUUUAAAUAUAAUCUGAGCAGAUUGGAAGAACAGGCAAUCAAAGAAUUACUCCACGACGAUGACAUAGUAAUUCGCCCUGUCGACAAGGGGUCGGGGAUAGUGAUAAUGGACAGGGAAGACUAUGUCAAGCUGCUGAAGUGUGAAAUGUCGGACUGUGAGACAUACGUCGAGGUGACGGAUGAUAAAACAAGGAUUGUGGAAAACAAAGUUAAGAAAGUGGCCUAUACCCUAUACAAGAAGGGGUCGAUCGACAGUGACCUUAAAAGGUAUCUCACCAGCGGCGGUGGAACUUCCGGUAAGCUUCAGGGCAACCCGAAGCUUCAUAAACCUGGGAUGCCUCUCCGCACUAUUGUAAACGGCCGCAAUCACCCGACAGAGAAGAUGGCGGAAAUAGUGGAGAAUGAAUUGCGUGAUCAUGUGAUGUCACUCCCGUCGUAUGUGAGAGACACAACCGACUUCCUAAAGAAAAUAUCACAGAUACAGCAGCCGUUACCAGACGGUACCAUCAUAAUUUGUUUGGAUGUGAAGGCUCUUUACCCCAGCGUACCAAGAGAAGAGGCCCGUGCUGCAGUUAUUGAAGCCCUCAAUCGGCGAGUGCAACCGGAAGUACCAACCAACGACAUGAUCACAAUGAUGGACACUGUUCUAAAUAACAACACCAUUUCAUUCAAUGGAGACCACUACAUGCAAAAUGAAGGAACUGCUAUAGGAUCGCAUUUAGGUAUGAAUUACGCAUCGACCUACAUGAGAGCCUGGGAGACAGAGUUAUUUUCAAAAUCAAAUAAACAUCCAAUAGCCUACUUCCGGUUCGUUGAUGAUGUUUGGGGCUUGUGGACACAUGGUUUGGAGGCACUAAAGACAUUCCAUGCGUUUGCAAAUGAAAUCCAUCCACGAAUACAGCUAGAGCUCCGCUACUCCACAGAGCAGCUCGAAUUCCUAGACACCAUGACGUCUAUUCGAAAAGGAAGGCUGGUUUCAGACCUAUACACCAAACCAACAGAUCGGCACCUAUACCUGCACAUGGACUCGUCGCAUACCGAGUCUACGAAGAAGGCCAUUCCGUACGGCUUAGGUGUGAGGCUGAAAAGAAUAUGUUCGGAAGAGACGGACUACAAAAAACACAGAGAUGAGAUAAAAGAGCAACUACAGAAGCGAGGAUACAAUGGCCGAUUCGUCGAGACAGAACUGAAGAAAGUUGAUAGCAAGAAGCGAAAAGAUCUGCUGCGUACGAAAGUGCCUUCAAAAAGUACUUCCAGGUUUCCGGUUAUUUCAGAGAUGAGUCUGCUGGAGACUGGGGUGCCACUGAUACUUAUCCGACCAGAAGCGGACGACGAAAGUCCUUCCAAACUUAAGUCAGAGGUGCAGGAGGCAGUGCGCAGUCUUAAGGCAGGAGCACCUACAGGAGUGAAGGGGGACUUCUUCAGGACAUCAGCAGACGUCCGUCAGGGUUGUCUGCUCUCUCCCGUCCUAUUCAACCUCUUCCUUGCGAAGAAAAUGCAUGAGACUCCCCAUGACCACCACACCUCUAUCUCCAUUGGUGAAAGACCCAUCCCAACUUGA